Elaeis guineensis (African oil palm) is the source of this 984-nucleotide messenger RNA. RefSeq lists its product as uncharacterized. The record is from RefSeq and is a predicted model, not a curated record. NCBI's taxonomy places the organism in Eukaryota, Viridiplantae, Streptophyta, Magnoliopsida, Arecales, Arecaceae.
CUUGUUAUAAAUACCCUCCCUUCCUCACCUCGCCAUCUUCAUAAGUAAUCCAAUCUCCUCUAGAUCUCUCCCUUCUCCACCAGAUGGAGAAGAAGGAAUCAACCACUUCCAGCCAUGUAGGCAUGUGCGAGAAGCUCUUCCAUGCCUUCAACCCUGCUUCCCGACCACAUCGCCGCCUCACUCUCCACCAUCAAGGACCUGGAGCCUCACCCAAUCCUUCUCCAUUGAAAGAACCCACUCCUCAAAAAGCACUUCCCACUCCAGCGAAACCCGGACCACUCUCAGCUGAUCAGAAGAAACCAUCCGAGGCCAUUGCACCCAAGGCUGAACCAAAGCGAACGACCACACCACCGCCAACACCAUCGGUGCCAGUUCAGAAGGUCCCCGACAAGCUGGGGUUGGCCUCAGCACCGCCAAAGGCAGCGAAAAUGCCACAACCUGCACCACCAAAGGCAGCGGCGACUCCACAACCACUGCCACAGCCAGCACCACCACAGGGGGCGGCGGCGGCUGCGGCGCCAACAGAAAAGCCAAAGAAGAAUAUUAAUGAGAAAGUGGAGGAUUAUAUCAAACGCACGAAGGACAGGCUCAGGAGUGUUUCUGGGAUUGGAAGGACACCCACCAUUAAAUGAAGGAGUGCUUACUUGGUGGUGGAAUAAGAAAGCAGAUCUUGCCUCCAUAUCUAUGUAUGUCCUGGCUUCAAAUUGCCGAUAAGUUAUACUUGUCAACAGAAUCCGUUUGAUAUAUGUUCACCGAUCUAUAUACGAGUUCGAGAGCAUAUGGUGUACGUUCUUAAAGAAUAAAUUUGUAUGUGAGCCAGAAAACCCUCUCUUGGUUUCUCGCUGUAUGACUACUAGAGUCCAUAAAAUAGAAAGAGCGAGUUGUACAUGAGCAGCUUGUGCUCUUUGUUUGGGAUAUAAACCAAGUCUUAUUUUACCGCUCAGUUAGUUAAUAACAGGUCAAGCCUUUCAAGCUCUUUCAUUA